This is a messenger RNA of Staurois parvus, 432 nucleotides long. NCBI's taxonomy places the organism in Eukaryota, Metazoa, Chordata, Amphibia, Anura, Ranidae. The record is from the annotation of a GenBank genome assembly.
AUGACUCUUGACUAUGACUAUGCAGUUCUGGAAUUAAAACGUGCUCAAAAGAAGAAGUUUAUGGACCUUGGAAUUAGUCCAGAAAUUGACAAGAUGCCAGGGAGCAGAGUACAUUUCUCAGGAUUUGAUGACGACAGGGUUGGGCAGUUGGUUUACCGGUUUUGUAGUGUUUCAGUGGAAUCCAAUGAUCUAUUUUAUCAGUAUUGUGAUGCUGAACCUGGCUCUAGCGGUUCUGGUAUUUACAUCCGCCUCAAAGAGCCAAAUAAGAAGAAAUGGAACAGGAAAAUCAUUGCCAUCUAUUCUGGUCACCAGUGGGUGGAUGUUGGUGGAGAACAGCAGGAUUACAAUGUUGCCAUCAGAAUUACUCCACUGAAGUAUGCACAGAUAUGUCUCUGGGUACAUGGAAACAAUGCCGAUUGUUCUCAAGGAUAA